Messenger RNA from Acaulospora colombiana, 178 nucleotides. The record is from the annotation of a GenBank genome assembly. NCBI's taxonomy places the organism in Eukaryota, Fungi, Glomeromycota, Glomeromycetes, Diversisporales, Acaulosporaceae.
ACCAAACUACAAUGUAGAGAAGCUCAGUAAGGGUAUGGCAACCCCCAUAGUAGACAAAAAAACACCCACUUUAGACAAGAAACCUAAUGACAGUAAAAAACCCAAGACCAUCCACAAUCCAUCCCUAAAUCAACAAACAUCUGAUAGUAUGAAUAAUAACCCAAGAAAAAACAAAUAG